UCACCAAAUCAGUACUUUUCGUACCAGCGCCGUUAAAACACAUGUUCAGCGACUUUAUGCGGGAGUGCAAACUAAUCUGGAAGAGCAACAACCAUAGCAACAGCAACAGCAACAACAGCAAAAACAACAGCAUCAUCAUCAAAAGCAACAGCAGCAGAAAAUUUUAACACGUUGACGGUUUUUUCUAGUGUUUAUCGCGAGCGGAAAAGCUUAAUUAGCGCGUACUAGCGAGACCCCGAAAUCUUUUUCUCCUCUUGGUCUUUGCGUCUUUGAGUGUGCGUGCCAAAAUUUAAAUACGUCAUCGACGCGCGCAGCCUUAAAACAUCAAAAAAAAACCGAUACACAUACAUACAAGCGGAAUAUAGAAUUCAAUUGCAGGAGCAACAAAUAAGUCCAACAAAUUGAGGAAAAAGUUCCAUAACACAAAACACCACACAGCAGCAAUUUGAAUUAAUUAACUUGUUAUUGUGUAGUAGCAUUUCUGCCUUUUGCCAUUCACCUCGAAGCGCAGGCACACAAAAGAACGUGCAAAACAGCUGAGACAGCGACUCAAACUGAGAGUAACGGAACGUCAAGCAACAAGUGCAGCGAUAGCAGCAGCAGCAGCAGCAGCAACAACAACAGCAGCAGCGACACAAAGCCCUUUCAAUUGAAAGAGAGAGAAAGCGUGUAGAUGUGUGCACUCCAAUAAAAAUACGAGUACAAACACUUUGUUGUUGCCACAAUCAAUUAGAGUGAUAGCAGAGCGGCAGAGGCGCAGGCAGCGCAGCAGCAGCAUCCGCAUCAAUUUGCUGGCAGGCAGAGCACAUCAGCAUCAGCAUCUUCGGGUCGGCUUAAUUCCGAAAAGUGUCACUGUGAGCGUAGUUGCUCCGUUGCUCCCGUUCCGCCUCCGUAAUCGCAACCGCUUGUUGUUAUUGCCGGACUCGUCCGCCGAUCCGCGAUCUGGGAUCUUUCGUUGUAUUUGUAGCAGCGCCGUCGUCUUGAUUGGAACGCUCCGUAUUUUUUCGUAAUUUUUUUUCCGAUUCCGAACCGAAACUGUGGUGUAUCCGUAGUUUCCCGCUAACGGCGAAAAUUCACACAACUCAUUGAUAUUUUAACCUCGUGUCCGCGUUGGCUGCCGCUCGACCAAGGUUCUGCCGCACAAAAUGCUCGUCUCUUUGGGCUUUUCGAAGCCUGGCUUCGUCGGACUAAAAGUGCUCCUCUAGCACGCUGAAAGCACAAGUCCGGCCACAAAAAAAACAACAAAAUCUAAAACAAUAUAUAUAACCCAUUGAAUUGGCAGCCAAAGUUAUCACCACCCACCGUAUACACCGUUAUCGUUAUCGCGAAAACAGAAUCCACAGAUAAAAACGUUCCGUUUCGUUUCGUCGUAAAUACAGUGCUAAAUCGUGUGAAGCAAACAAAAACUCCCUAAUUCGCCUAAUGAAAGCCGAGAGCCUUUUUUGUGAAUAAUUAGCCCCGAAAAAACCUGUUCGCGGCCGCAAAAAAUUAGGCCCCCAUAAAAAAAGUGACGAUCCAAGAAACUGGCAUCUCGCCCGCCUGAUAUAUAACACCCCAACACACACUCGCAAAGCCCGCGAUAACACCCAUACUAAAAAAAGAGCGAAAAUCCAAUCCAGCGAAUCAACUUCACAGUAACGUCGCAAACUCAGUGCAAGCCAGAGCUAAAUCGUCGAGCAAACCGAGUAGUUGUGUCUAAAACCGUUGGUCCCCCAAUCGUUGAAUCUAAAAGCUUCAAGUUAAACCCAAAAACACCCCCACAAUCUCGCCAUCAGUGAUCAUUAUCCAGCGCCAAUAACUGCGGAAUAAUGUCAGCCUUCUGACAGUGUCUAAACAGAGGAAUAAGGAAGCAGAAAGUUACAUAACCAACGUUGAAAAUACCAAUUUUUUUGGAAGCGAAACCCCACAAGUGUCCCAUAGCUUUAACUGCUAAUUGGAAUGUCGCAUAUCUGACAGUGACUAAAUAAACACCGAAAAGCAACCCCCGAAAUAAAUCCAAAAUCCAAAAAGAACUCAAGCAGAGAAAUAACUUAAAAAGCGUGGUAAGCGAAUCGCCCAGGAAAACAACCGAGAAGCCUGUGUUAUCAGUGAAUAUUCACAUAUAUAGACAUUCGAUUCCAGCGUAAACAACUGCUAUAUAAUGUCCGUCGCCAUCUGACAGUGGUCCAAACAACCAGCAACCAGAGCUAAAGAAUCGCCGUAGCUAAGUCGACAAGUUUCACUAGAUCGAGUGAGACCUGUACCGUAGAACCAAUCCAAAACAUUUGAACCUUGCAACCCGGGCAAACCGAUUCAGAGUAAAUGGAGAAAUCUGAAAUACGACUGCAUCGCAUGUCAAAUGAAUAUCAGUCGCAAUCGAGCUAUAUGUAUCUCCGGACCAAGAUGCUGUUAAAAAUCGAAAACACCCUACUUCGAAGCCAUCGUCAGCGCGAGACCACCGGUAUCAAGAAACUAUACAAUUCGUUUUUCGUAUUGUUUUAACUUGCCC
Drosophila takahashii is the source of this 2488-nucleotide messenger RNA. The record is from RefSeq and is a predicted model, not a curated record. Lineage: Eukaryota; Metazoa; Arthropoda; Insecta; Diptera; Drosophilidae.